Dioscorea cayenensis subsp. rotundata (Guinea yam) is the source of this 1609-nucleotide messenger RNA. RefSeq names its product beta-1,4-mannosyl-glycoprotein 4-beta-N-acetylglucosaminyltransferase. Gene Ontology annotation, cellular component: membrane. The transcript has 2 exons. Gene Ontology annotation, molecular function: beta-1,4-mannosylglycoprotein 4-beta-N-acetylglucosaminyltransferase activity. Lineage: Eukaryota; Viridiplantae; Streptophyta; Magnoliopsida; Dioscoreales; Dioscoreaceae. Gene Ontology annotation, biological process: N-acetylglucosamine metabolic process; protein N-linked glycosylation. The coding region runs from base 282 to 1376 and encodes 364 amino acids. The record is from RefSeq and is a predicted model, not a curated record.
AUUUAUUGGAGAAUAAACCAAAACCAGAAAACACUUCAAACUCCGGGGAGAGAGUGGAAGAGACGCAGUGUUCUUGGUAACUAACAUCGAUCUUGAAAGAAAAGAAGAUUUCAUCGCUCAAGUUCAAUUGGUUAUGAUGUAACAGCAUGAUGAUAAUUCUUGUUCUCUUCAAUGUCUUCUUGAUACCUGGUGCCGACCAACACUUCUAUGAUGAAAAACAAACAUGUAUAAUUCUAUCGCAUCCAUUGGUAACAAACAUGCCAUCUUCCUAGAUUUGCCUCAUGGCCAGGAGGCCACCAUAUCCCAUAUCAGUGCCAAACAGAAUACAUGUCUCAAAGCCCCUCCUGCUUGUUCUAUUCAUAUUGGUUCCUGUUUGUACCAUUGGGACCUUCUACGAUGUGCAAAAGAUAUCAUACUUCCUUCGGCCAGUGUGGGACACUCCACCACAGCCCUUCACCCAUCUGCCUCACUACUAUGCGGCGAAUGUAUCCAUGGACCACCUCUGCAAGCUCCAUGGUUGGACUGUCCGGUCCUUACCCCGCCAGGUGUUUGAUGCUAUUAUCUUCAGCAAUGAGCUUGACAUACUUGAGAUUCGAUUCCGUGAACUCUUGCCCUAUGUACAUAAAUUUGUGAUUGUAGAAUCAAACACCACAUUCACGGGCAUUCCGAAGCCACUCUUCUUCCAUGAAAAUCAAGAAAGGUUUGAAUUUGCAAGUUCAAAAAUAGUUCAUGGGACUUUUCCUGGUCAGACUGAUCCCACUACUCGCAGGAAUCCUUUUGAUCUUGAAAGAAAACAAAGAGUGGCUCUCAACACACUGCUCAGGAGCUCUGACAUUGUUUCAGGGGAUGUGGUAAUCAUGGCCGAUUCUGAUGAGAUACCAAGCCCACACACAUUGCAGUUGUUUCAGUGGUGCGACGGUGUGCCGCCUGUGAUGCACCUAGAGUUUAGGCACUACAUGUACUCAUUCGAGUUUCCGGUGGACUAUAGCAGUUGGCGUGCUACGGCACACUUGUUUGGGCAAUCAACUCAGUACCGACAUUCCCGCCAGAGUAAUAUAAUCUUGUCUAAUGCUGGAUGGCAUUGUAGUUUUUGUUUCCGAAAAAUAGAUGAGUUUGUGUUCAAGAUGAAAGCUUACAGCCACGCAGAUCGUGUGACUAGAGCCAGCUUUCUUGACCAUGCACGAAUUCAGAAGAUCAUAUGUGAAGGAGGUGAUUUGUUUGACAUGUUGCCUGAAGAGUAUACAUUCCAAGAACUCAUCAAGAAGAUGGGCUCCAUCCCCAAGUCUGCUUCUGCAGUGCAUCUUCCUUCUUAUUUGAUUGACAAUGCUGAGAAGUUCAAGUUUUUGUUGCCCGGAGGAUGUUUGCGAUCCGAUUAGUAGCGGUGUUGUCAACGAAAAAAAAGUAUAUGUUCUCUUUUAAAAAAACUGUUCAUGGAGAUGCUUUGAUAAUUAGUUUUUCUUGAAGAUUAUUUAGGUAACAAGAGCAAGACAUCGUUUCUGUUUUGAAAUAGCAGUUUGAAACCAAAAAUGUAAUAAUAUCGAGUAUAACAGCAAUUUUUCACAUAUUGUUUUCUAUAUUAUUUGACAUGUUGAACGGUUGGAACUAUCAA